AUGGAAGUCGCUUCAACUAUGCAAUCACUUCAUACACAUGAGCUCAAAGGUUUAUCGCAUGAAGAUUGUUGGUCAAUAAUCCAAGAAAAAACUUUUGGAAAAGAGGAUAUUCCUUUAGAGUUUGAGGCCAUAGGGAGGAAGAUUGCAACAAGAUGUCAAGGUUUGCCAUUAGCUGCUAGUGUAGUUGGUGGAGCACUAUGCAAUAAAUCACAAGAAGAAUGGCUCUCAAUCGAAGAGAAAUGGCUUUCUCAUGAUGAAGGGGAUCAUGUAACGAAUAUAUUGAAGUUAAGCUUUGACAAUUUGUCUCUACCGUCACUCAAGAAGUGUUUUGUAUGUUGUUCUAUUUUUCCUAAAGGUCGCAGAAUCAAAAGCCAAGAUUUGAUUGAGUAUUGGAUGGCAGAAGGAUUUCUUGAAGCUAAUGGAAGCAAUGAGAUGGAGUGCUUAGGCGACAAAUUUAUGAAAGUUCUUCUACACAACUCUCUACUACAAGUUGCAGAAAUAGAUGAUUAUGGAAAUGUAGAGAGUUGUGUGAUGCACGAUCUUGUGCACGAUCUCGCAUGUUCAAUUUCAGGUUCUACUGAUACAGAAGGCGGGAGACGAGUGAGAUACAUGAUUCAUGAUGAAGAAAGUUGUAUUCCAAAAGAAGUGGCAAAAUAUUUGCGUACGUUAUUGUUCGAGGAACAGAUUUAUCGUAUCAAGUUUGCAGAUUUCGAGCAUCUACAUGCUUUAGUUCUUGCAUAUGAGUGGUGUACUAAGUUGCCAAAUUCGAUAAGGAAGUUGAUACAUUUAAGGAAACUUGAUAUUUCAUCAAUGCAUAUAAAAUAUUUGCCGGGCUGGAUUGGUGAUCUCCAUCAGUUGCAAACAUUAAAUGCAUGUACAAGAAGAUUUUUGGAACUGCCUAGUACUUUGAAGUACUUGAUUAAUUUAAGGCAUUUGUAUAUUAAUAAGUCACCCUUGCCUGCCGGGAUUGGGAAUUUAACUUCUCUCCAGACGCUAAAGUAUUUUAUAUGUUGGCGACAAGAAUGGAUGCAAAAUCGAAGAGCUCCAGAGGUUGAAUGGUCUCAAAGGAACACUGGAAAUUUCUAA
Salvia hispanica is the source of this 1086-nucleotide messenger RNA. Lineage: Eukaryota; Viridiplantae; Streptophyta; Magnoliopsida; Lamiales; Lamiaceae. The record is from RefSeq and is a predicted model, not a curated record.